ACCAGUUUUGGAUUAUGCGGCUAGCAAGCUGCUUAGCCAGCUAAUGCUUCAUGCACGUAUUGCGUAGAAAAUUUCAUUCAAAGACUACAGUUGAGACCGGAAGAAUCUCGCCUGGAUUUUCUCACUUUACAGGAAUAUGAGACGAAAAAAUCAUAAGGAGUCGGCUCAGAUGUUUUACGAAUCUCUUUAACGCUGUUCAGAGAUCGGAAAUCAACGACCCAGAGGAGAAAUCAAGCUGUCAAGAUGAUGCGCUUUUUUUCUGGGAGAUUCUCCCGUCGAUUUCGUCGGCAGGACCGCGCCGGAGCUAGGGGCCGGGGCACGGAGGUCCAUGUCCCGGCAGCCAAACACAAACACGUCUUCGUCUGCAAAGUUCUGUUUUUGGACGGUACAGACAAGGUUUAUGAAGUAAAAAAAAAUGCCAAGGCUGAAGAGUUGUACAACCAGGUUUUCUACACUCUGGAUGUAGUGGAAAAAGAUUACUUUGGUUUGAGUUUCCCAGACAGUCAAAACAUCUUGAAUUGGCUAGAUCCGACCAAGACAUUGAAGAAACAAUUCAAACAUGGUCUACCAUCUCUGCUGAAAUUCCAAGUCAAGUUCUAUUCCUCCGAGCCCAACAAUCUUCACGAAGAACUUACAAGAUAUUUAUUUUUUCUGCAACUGAAGCAGGACAUUCAUACAGGGAAGUUAGAGCCUCCAGUUACGACAGCUGUUGAAUUGGCAGCGCUGAGCCUACAGUCUGAGCUUGGUGACUAUGACCCUACAGAACACACCCCAGAAUUGGUGUCCGAGUUCAGAUUUGUCCCCUUCCAAUCUGAAGACAUGGAGGUGGAAAUAGUGGACAAGUUUAAAGAAAUGAAGGGCCAGACACCAGCACAGGCGGAGCUGAACUACCUGAACAAGGCCAAAUGGCUGGAGAUGUAUGGUGUGGAUAUGCAUCAUGUCAUGGGCAAGGAUGGUAAUUCCUACUCACUGGGACUGACACCGACCGGCAUCCUGGUCUUCGAAGGCAAUCAGAAGAUUGGUCUCUUCUUCUGGCCGAAGGUGACAAAGUUGGACUUCAAGGGGAAGAAACUCCACCUAGCAGUGAAUGAGGAUGAUGACAGGGGCAAUGAACAGCAACACAACUUUGUAUUCCGUCUGAGCUCCAACAGAUCCUGUAAGCAUCUAUGGAAAUGUGCGGUGGAACACCAUGCCUUCUUCAGACUACGAGGCCCCGUCAAACACCGGGAUGAGAAGCAAGGGUUCAUACGCAUGGGGUCAAGGUUCAGAUACAGUGGUAGGACAGAAUUCCAGUCAGCAAAGACAAAUCGAUCACGACGGUCUAUGAUGAUUGAAAGAAGACCAAGUCAAAGAUUUUCUCGACGUCCGUCUUACGCCCAAAAGAGAGCUGCCCAUCUACAAGAGAGUGCAGCACAUGCAGCUGCCCAUGCUGCUGCCAAUCAGAUGGCAGGGUUGGAUAUAAGUAAUGCCAGAACUCUGCCAAGUCAUGCCUCUACGGCCAUGCCCCAAAGCAUGACAGUCAGUGCCGAUGUUACACCUAUCAUCCCUCCAACCACACCCAACUCCACGGCCAAUGCGUCCAGCCCUGGCCUGCUGUCCGAUUCCAUGAACUUGGUGGAGACAAACAUUGACACGGGAGCCACCGCCGAGAUAGUGCCGCUCUCGGCUCGACAGGAUGUGACAGGUGGCACUGUGGUGACGGAUGACGAUGACAUGGUUGACCCUAUGUCACCUGGACUGAGUGAGUCGGAGCUAGUCCAAGCCAAGCUUAAAGGCCUAGAGAAGGAGCCUUGUUCCAUCCAGCCCAACCCUCGUACCAGACCACAGACCCAGCCUACACCGGCCGCCGCCACUGCCGCUGCCUCCUUGAACUCCAACUUCCUGAAGCAGAACAAUCAGCAGACCUCCAAGAUGCUGGUGGGCGGACAGCUGACUGCCGAUCAGAUUAAGAUCAACCCCCUCAAGGCGGCGCUGGACGAGCGUAACCAGACACCGGUGGGCACAACUGACAAGAUAUCGGACCUGAAGUACAAACUCUUACAACCGGAAUCUGCCAAAAACCUGUUGAAAGUGGAGAUGGAUGAUGGGGCUUUCCGACGCCACAACUCGCUGCCCCCUCACAACCGAGUGGAUCCCCCACCAAGACCGGCAAGCAAAAGUUUCUCCAGCAUGCAAAAUGUGAAAAAACAGCCAGUGUUUAGUGGUGUACACAGUGAGAAGGAAGGCUUGGUAGUCAAUCUGAGUAGGUCCCCUGAGCUGGGCCACUUAGAUGACCCCAUGGAUGACCCCAUGACGGACCCCCUAACACCCCCUCCGGUCAAGUCAGCCGAGCCGGCAGCCAGAACCAAUCAGCUCCUGGUCAAUGGUGAUGGCAGGUUACGCAGCAUAAGCAACCCGGAUAUGCAGCAGAAUGGCGUCAGCCCUAACAUGCUCCAGCCAUUGCAAGAAGACGAAGCCACCACCACCCUCACUGCCGCCAAGAACAAGACGGACGAACAGAAAAUCAAUAACAUAGUGGCCGCAGCAGCCUUGGAGAGCAGCCAAGCUGGCAGCAAGCCGCAAACAGAGGGCGCUGCCGUGUUCUCCCUGGUGGGUCAGCAGUCCCCCGGGGGAGCCACAUUCUCUGUUGUCGGCUCAACUGCCAGUGAGGGCGCUCUUCAGGCUGCCAAGAGUACACCCCCACCAACCAUGUCCAAGAAUGUAGAAAUAAGCAUGGCCACUACCACACAAACUGCUUCAACACCACCCUCCCUUGCAAAUAGUGGGAGAGUUUCAUCGGUUGCCAGCAGCACCUCUGCAACCAGUAAACUAGAAGCGUUAGAAUCAUCUCCAAAGCAGAGCACCUCAGCCAGCAACCUACGGAAGAUUUCCAGUCUUCGUCAGAAGCAGCAGCCGGUGGUCAAUGGUGUGACUAGCAACACCACUACGGCAGCGCCUGCAGCCAGCUUGGGCUUGGGAAGUCAGGCCACUGCAGGCUUGACAGCUGACCCAUUCCAAGAUCUCAACAUGUCCGCCUCAGGAGGCUCUGGCAAGAGAUGCACCCUAACCACAGAGCUGUGAUUCCAUUACCAGUUCCAGACAAAGUACCCUUUUUUCCUCGCAAAAUACCUUUACCAUCUCUGCUUCUUUUCCUUGUCUUGAGUACAUAAAUUGCUGAAACCAUGAGGCUUAUCUGUCAGGCUCUAAUAGCCCCCCCCCCAACUUUCAUGUCUUACCUUCAAUUCUGAUGUUGUACCCAAAUCUCCCCAAAACAGUAGCACAUUCUGCGCUUUUUUCACGGCUAGCUGACUGAAUUAACGUGUUUAUUGUCAAUCCUUUGUGGGGUCAAGGACUAGUUUGAUAAUUCAGCAAAGUAGAAGGAAAACUAACAGCAAAGACAGCCAGUUUUUACAGAGUUGGUAGAGUAGAUUCGUGUAACUAAUUCCCUGAAAUGGGUGUGAAAUUUCAGCUUUAAAAUAAUAAAUGAUACUUUAAUAGCAAAGUUUAAAAAAAAAAUUGGCUUUAACAUUAGCGUGUUUAGCAAUUAACUUACUGGUGAAUUUUGCUUAACCUUAACAGUCCUCAAGCUUUUGAUUUUACUCUAAUUUCAUACACUCUGCGUUGGUCGGUAGUAAUUUUUUUGCCUCUAGUAUUUGACAUGUCAACUACUGACCAGUUUUCCUUGACUGAAUAUCACUUGAUUUUAGCCCCCUGGUUGGGUUUUUUGGUUCUGCACACAGGACUCCUGCAUUGCUUCAAUUUGUUGCCAGAAAUUCGAUAAUUUGAAUGAACUAUUUGGAAUUAUCAUGCUCACAAGUAAGCUUUCCUCUAAUUGAUUCAAUGACAUUUUGUACAUACUUUAAUUUCCCUGUAUUCACUGUUUAAAUAAAGGUGUAAAUCAUUAAUUGAUAUAAAAAUUAGUCUAAAUAAUGUACCUUCUUAUUCUUAAUACAUCCUCUUUAUUGAAGAGAUUGGAGUUACACACAGUACGUUGGUAAUCAAGAAUAUGGGGCAGGGCCGACAUCCUGGAGUUUCACAAAAUUGCGGGGUAGCAACCACAUCACGCCGAUGAAAACAACUGCAACGAGUGAGCGUGUACGUACAGAUCAAAGGAAAGAUUCCCGACCCUCAGAUUGGCUGGUGUGUGCGUAGGCCGCUAUGGUUGCUGUUUUCAUCAGCACGGUACCUGCCAUUUUGUGAGAAUCCCGGAUGUCCACGCUACCCCAUACAAAACAUAAAACUGUUAUUUUUACUAUUGCAGUACAUGUCAUGUCAUGAACUUCUGGUGUUACCCAAAUUCCUGUUUGUUCUCGGUUUGGGUAUUUAAUAAUAGAUUUCCCUUUUUAAGUUUGUAGCAGUAUUCUUCUAGGAGUGUUUAGUGUGUUUUGUUCAGUUGUUUUUCUUUCUUAUUUCUUUCCCAGGAUUUUAUUAUUUUAGUUGAUUUUUCCUCUGUCUUCGUACUAUUAAUUACCAUCUCUGUAAUCAACACCACUUUUGUAUAAUGUAAAUGUGUAAAUAAGAUUUCAAUGUCGGCUUUUGGCCAUAUGGCUUGAUUAUUGCCCAGGAAAUUCUUAUAUUUCGAAGGUUUAGGGUUAGUUUUUUUUUUAAUUUUGGAAGACAAACAGAUUUGUUCUCUACUGAUUUAAUCCCUGCUGAUUCAAAUUUGAAUCAAUUUCACAAAAUGUUUCAAGUUUUUAAUCAUUUUUAACAUUUCACAAAUCUUUCCUUGCUUGGAACUUGCUAGGAAUUACUCUCCUUGAUAUCUACUAUUCACUUGGGACUUAUCAACUCCUUCAAAAUCCUGAUGUUGAAUUUUUUUUCCUGUCAGUAAAGUAUUCAUUGCUAAACUUACCAAAAUAAUUUGCAGAAGUUCUUGAUAUUGGAAUGUCCUUACCCUCCCCGUAGGGAAAAUGGUAAAAAUAUUAAUCUCAGAAUGUAGGCAUUAAUUCAUUUUGUUUAUUGUUUAUGUACAAAUAUUUAUCGGGGAUGAUGUAUAUAGAUGUAUGUUUACAAAAAUGAACAAAUUAUUUCAUCAGAACACCAUUAAUCAGAAUAACCUGUAACUUAUUCCCAGUUAAAUACAUGUAGUUCACCCAAUUUUGUAACCCUUGUCAAUGAUGUCAUCAAUAUUUUUGGUUGGUAGUUUGUCAGUGCCAUCAAGAAAAACCCAGGGUAGAGCAUUUAGUUUAAAACACCUUAUGAUUUUCAAAGUGUAUCUUUGUCAGUGCCAUCAAGAAAAACCCAGGGUAGAGCAUUUAGUUUAAAACACCUUAUGAUUUUCAAAGUGUAUCUUUAAUCUGUAGAUGGUAAAUUUAAAUUGGCGGAAACAGCUCAGAGCAUCCAAUUUGCCAUUUGCCCAGCAUUCGAAAAAUGUGUUUGCACACUCUAAGUGUCUUCUCAUGUCAGGGGAGCAGGCUUCACCAGGUUUGCAAAGAAAUUUACUAUUUGUAAUCAUUUGUAUAUCUCUUUUUUGUCCUAACACUGUGAAUCAGAGAUAGCUGUAGGUUUGUAAAUUACUCCGGGCCAGGUUGGAUAAGUAUAAAUCGGAAAUUUUCUACAUUAAUCCUACAUCCACAGCACCUUUCUGAAGUGGGAUGUUUUCUAUGUAUAUUUUUAUAACUGUUUGUUAUUGGUGGUUAUUCUGGGCAGUGAUUGGCUUGAUGUGAAUCCCGACUCCUCUCUUUUCUCAUUAUCCCAAGUCCUCUUUUCAUCCUCUCCCGCUAACGCAACCCAUGGACGUCAUGAUCUGGGUAAACAAGUCAACAUUCAAGAAGUAGUCUCUCGAUAAGUAACCUUGCAUGGUCAGUCAUGACCUGUACCAAAGGUAAAGCACGCAUAGUGCACAAGCUAGUUCAUGACAUCAGCCAUCAGAAAAUAGAAAAGAUCAUUGAAUUGCCAUACAGAACCAAAGUAUGCUGAAUGUGUUGCCUUUGUGACAACUUGCCCCCUCGGUGUUGUUCAUGGUUACAUCUCAUCGUAGUAAACAGAGUCUGAAACAGACCAAAUAAAGCAACAGAAAGCACCUAAUUUUUUUCUUUCUGUUUAUUUUUGUUUUGUGCAAGUUCCAUUAAAAUAAGUUUUCAUUACAGAAUUCUGUAUGACUUGAUAUUGGAAAAAAAAGAAGAAAAUAUUUGGACUGUUAAUUUGUCCAAAAAACAUUUUCUUUAGUUGGUCCAAAAACAUUUUCCUCAGCCAGUGGAAAGGUUUGUCCUUAAGUUUUAGCAUUCUUGAGCAUUUUGAAGCUUUGUAGUCAAUUAUAAAUUAAUAUCCACCAGAAAUUUCUUUGACAAUGAGGGUUAGCCAUGCAGGGUUAAUUAAACGUUAGUCCAAAAAAACGGACUUAUAACAGCUUUGAA
Molecule: messenger RNA, 6335 nt
Organism: Acanthaster planci (crown-of-thorns starfish)
Lineage: Eukaryota; Metazoa; Echinodermata; Asteroidea; Valvatida; Acanthasteridae
Biological process (GO): actomyosin structure organization
Cellular component (GO): cytoskeleton
Molecular function (GO): cytoskeletal protein binding
Source: RefSeq, a predicted model, not a curated record